This is a messenger RNA of Notothenia coriiceps (black rockcod), 1608 nucleotides long. The record is from RefSeq and is a predicted model, not a curated record. NCBI's taxonomy places the organism in Eukaryota, Metazoa, Chordata, Actinopteri, Perciformes, Nototheniidae.
AUGAACUUAAAGCAGUUCGAAGAGUCCGGUUUUAGCAGCUUGAGCUCUUUGAUGAUAAGAGAUGAUAUCGGCCAGCUUGUGGUCGGAGCCAGAGGGAAAGUGUUCACACUCAACUUGGAUGACAUCACCCAAAAGACCAGUGAGGCCAAAUGGACGGUCAGUUCAGCAGACAAGGCCCUCUGUCAAAUGAAAGGAAAGGACACUAAGGAAUGUGAUAACUUAAUUCGGACUCUACAGACACUGGAGGAUGGUAAAAUGCUAGUGUGCGGGACAAAUGCUUUCAACCCUGCAUGUGACUACUUGGACGCGUUCCUUCUCCAAGACCAAAAAGACUGGGGGGAGAGCAUCUUUUAUGCCACGUUCACCAUUAACUCGGAGUCCUCAGGUGCUUGCAUUCAGUCUGCUGUCUGUGCCUACAAGCUCUCCGACAUUAGCCGGGUGUUCAGUGGUAGGUUUUUGACUGAGAGUGAUACUGGGAGCUGGGACACAUACACAGGAGAGGAGCCAUUCCCUCACCCUGGUUCAUGCAUUAACGAUGAACUGCGGGCGGAAGGUGUGAUGACCUCUCUCGACUUCUCAGACAAAACCCUGCUGUUUGUGAAGAACCACCCUCUGAUGGAAGGGGCUGUCACACCGAUCACUGGCAAGCCUCUGUUGGUCCGCAUUGGGACAUUUUUCUCCAAAAUUGUAGUUGACCAAGUCACAUCACUUGAUGGACAACUGCAUCAAGUGAUGUUUAUUGGCACAGACUCUGGUUGGCUUCAGAAGGCAGUGAGGUUUGAUGGUGAGGAAGGCCGCAUCAUCGAGGAGCUGCAAGUGUUUCCAACUCCUCAGCCUGUCAACUUUCUCCAGCUGUCUUCCAAAACAGGCCAAUUGUACGGUGGUGCCAAUGGCGUUGCUGUUCAAGUUAAUGUAAGGGACUGUAGCCGCUACACAUCAUGCGAUGACUGCCUUAUUGCCAGAGACCCUUACUGUGGCUGGGACAUGAUCAGCGGCCAGUUGAAAAAGAAACAUCCCAUUGUCCACCUGAACAUCAGGAUAGCGCAGUUCCUUCCAUGUUCCCCUGAAACAAACCUCCCAAUCAGCUGGCGCCUCUCGGACCGAAUCCUCCUUCCAGGUCCCCGACACACUGUACUGAGCCUGGGACUCAUCAUCAGACCUUCCUAUUCUGAGUCUGGCAUUUACACCUGUGAGACAGUGGAAACAGUAAAGGGUAAAGUGCACCGGAAGACGGUGGUCCAGUACUUCGUCCAGGUUCAGGACCCUAGCACUCUUGUCAGGACAUUGAAGGCAGCUGUUAUCGUCUUGUCCUGCUUGCUGAUAUUGCUCAUAUGCAGUGUACUCGUGAUCAGACACAUACAGGCGAAAAAGCAAAAUCACAUUGGUUGUGGCAACGAAAACAAGAACAACAAUCACAUGAUCGUUAGUCCUUUCUUUCACUAUGACCCUACCUCUGAUCGACACUGUGACCAGGAAGAGGAGCAGAGUGUGGAGGCUAGGAGUGUUAAAACUAUACUCAUUCUCCCAGAAGUCGCCUUGGCAAACCUAGAGGUGGAGGUGGAGGCAGACACUGUCAACGGCUGCACAGUAAUUGAGAUCUCAGGGUGA